Lingula anatina is the source of this 2708-nucleotide messenger RNA. Its product is annotated as dnaJ homolog subfamily C member 21. The record is from RefSeq and is a predicted model, not a curated record. Lineage: Eukaryota; Metazoa; Brachiopoda; Lingulata; Lingulida; Lingulidae. Gene Ontology annotation, cellular component: cytoplasm. Gene Ontology annotation, molecular function: nucleic acid binding; zinc ion binding.
UAGAAGCAUUUUGAGAUUGCACGUCAUGUUGAAGUUUUCCGCUAUAUCUUUAUGAUCCUGGUUCAUAUUUUGUUGCGCCCUUGGUUAUUACGUUAGUCAACCUUUCAGUCGAGAAGAUGAAGUGCCAUUAUGAAGUCCUGGGUGUGUCCAGGGAUGCUAAUGCAGAUGACAUGAAAAGAGCAUAUCGAAAACUGGCCCUCCAGUGGCAUCCAGAUAAGAAUCUUGAUAAUAUGGAGGAGGCAACAAUGCAGUUCCGCCUUGUCCAGCAAGCCUAUGAAGUCUUGAGUGAUCCCCAGGAGAGAGCAUGGUAUGACAAGCACAGAGAAGAAAUACUGAGAGGAGGUUUGGGUCAGGGUGCAAAGUAUGAAGACAAAAGCCUGAAUAUAUUUCAGUAUUUUGAUUCAUCAUGUUAUACAGGAUAUGGAGACGAUGAAAUGGGAUUUUAUGCAGUAUACAGAGAGGUCUUCAAAACUAUUGCUGAAGAAGAUUGUCAAUUUAUGGAGGACAGAGAAAGUGACGAUGAGAUGCCUGAUUUUGGAAACUCACAGAGUGACUAUGAUGAGAUUGUUAAACAAUUCUAUGGGUACUGGGAAAGUUACUGCACAGCUAAGUCCUAUGUAUGGAUGGAUGAACAUGAUAUACGAGAUGCCCCCAAUAGGAGAAUUAGAAGAAUGCUGGAAGUGGAAAACAAAAAACUUAGAGAUGCUGCAAAGAAGGAGAGAAAUGAAGAAGUCAGGGCAUUGGUAGCAUUUGUAAAGAAAAGAGAUAAAAGAGUGCAAGCCCAGAAGAAAAAGCAAGAAGCAAAGCUUGCAGAACUUGCAAAACAACAGAAAGAAAGACAAGAAAGACAGAAGAAAGAACGCUUGAAGAAAUUAGAAAAUUACCAAGAAGCUGAGUGGUCUGCAAUGUCAGCACUGGAAAAGGAACUGGAAAAUCUAGAAGCACACUGGGCAGGAGAGCUAGGGGAGGAACAGUCAGCAGAGGAUGAGGGUGAAAAUGUUGUUGGGGAGGGGGAUGAAGAUUAUGAAGAGGAAGGAGAUGAAUUAUACUGUGUGGCAUGUAACAAACUGUUCAAGACACACAAAGCAAUGCAAAAUCAUGAAAAUUCAAAAAAACACAAAGAGAAUGUGAUGUUGCUGGUAGCAGAAAUGGAAGAGGAUGAAGAGUUGAUAAAUGCCACAGCUGAUGGGACUGUAGGAGAGGAGAUAGACAGGGUAGAGAAUGUGGAUGAAGGGAGUGAGGGGAGUGACAGGGUACUGGAGAUAGAGACGGCAAACAUUAGAACAAAAUUAUCUAAAAAGCAGAAAAAGAGGAGAAAACAACUAGCACAAGUUGAGAAAUUGGAAGCUGGAGAUAAUAAUGUCAGUUCUGUCAAUGAGAAUACAACCAGUACAAAAAAAUUGUCCAAGAAAGAGAGGAGACGAAAAAAGCAAGAACAGGAAGAAGAGGACCUGUCUGACGUGGACCAAGAACAGGCAGUGGGAGAAAGCAUGGUGGAUGUGGCACCUUCUAAUAUCUCAGCAGAUGAAAUCCAAGUGACUGAUGUUGGAGACCUCGGAGUUACUCCAUUGGACCAAGCAGCUAAAACAAAUUGUGCAAUCCCUAACACACAUGAUGACAUGACUCAUGAGAAAAAUGAUCAGGAGGAAACAAGUGGCAACCAGCAGCAUCAGCAGCAUUUUUGCAACACAUGUGGCCAGGAGUUUUCAUCCAGAAAUAAGAUGUUUCAACACUUAAAAGCCACGGGACAUGCACUUAGAAUAGACCAUCAACAGGACACUAAUGUUGUUCCUGGAAAAUNCUACUUCUUUGAAAAAAACCUCAAUUGUCUUAGAUAUUUUGAGAUUGCUGAAGUAAUGCAAAAUCAUGAAAAUUCAAAAAAACACAAAGAGAAUGUGAUGUUGCUGGUAGCAGAAAUGGAAGAGGAUGAAGAGUUGAUAAAUGCCACAGCUGAUGGGACUGUAGGAGAGGAGAUAGACCGGGUAGAGAAUGUGGAUGAAGGGAGUGAGGGGAGUGACAGGGUACUGGAGACAGAGACGGCAAAAAUUAGAACAAAAUUAUCUAAAAAGCAGAAAAAGAGGAGAAAACAACUAGCACAAGUUGAGAAAUUGGAAGCUGGAGAUAAUAAUGUCAGUUCUGUCAAUGAGAAUACAACCAGUACAAAAAAAUUGUCCAAGAAAGAGAGGAGACGAAAAAAGCAAGAACAGGAAGAAGAGGACCUGUCUGACGUGGACCAAGAACAGACAGUGGGAGAAAGCUUGGUGGAUGUGGCACCUUCUAAUAUCGCAGCAGAUGAAAUCCAAGUGACUGAUGUUGGAGACCUCGAAGUAACUCCAAUGGACCAAGGAGCUGAAACAAAUUGUGCAAUCCCUAACACACAUGAUGACAUGACUCAUGAGAAAAAUGAUCAGGAGGAAACAAGUGGCAACCAGCAGCAUCAGCAGCAUUUUUGCAACACAUGUGGCCAGGAAUUUUCAUCCAGAAAUAAGAUGUUUCAACACUUAAAAGCCACGGGACAUGCACUUAGAAUAGACCAUCAACAGGACACUAAUGUUGUUCCUGGAAAAUCUGGAAAGAAAAAUAAAAAGAAAAAGCAUAGAUGAUGACAAACUAUUCUCAAAUUCUUCUUUUAAUGUGUAUAUAUAGGGACAUGUCAGGCGAAAUCAUUUCCAAAAUAAAAAAUGAAAAUGCUGAUGCGACUUUUUGUC